CAUGUUGACGUCAUAUAAUUUCUCGCAUUAGCUGUUAUGGGAAUCGUCUGUUUUCAGGAUUUGAUAUGAAAGAAAAUUUUUUCAGAGUUGUGUUUGUUAUUUUUUAAAUGUGUAUUUGAAUGUGGUUGCUCAAAAAUAGGUAACGCUUAAAAUGGACAUCGACAGAGAUUUAGAUGCUGGCUUAUUACAGCAAUUUAGUUGUCUUGGAACUACGGAUAGGGAUGUCCUCAUAUCGCAGCUACAAAAACUUUUGGGAAAUCAACUUAAUCCUGCGGGAUGUGCAUUUUUCUUGGAUAUGAAUAAUUGGAAUUUGCAAGCUGCAGUAUGCUCGUACUUUGAUUUUGAUUCCCCUAAAGACAAGUUACCAAAAAUGGCUUUUGUUAGAGAUGUAACCAUAGGUGAAGGUGAAGCUGUACCACCAAAUAUGAAGUUUAUAAAAACAUGGAAGAUACAAAAUCCAAGUGAUGAAAGGUGGCCUCCCGGAUGCUGCUUACGAUUUACUGCAGGUGAUCAAUUAGGCCAUGUAGAACGUGUUAUUGUAGAUGCAUUAGAACCUUAUGAAAUGACCGAUGUGUCAAUAGAAAUGAUUAGUCCUGAAGCUCCAGGUAUUUAUCAAGGUCAGUGGAGAAUGAGUACAGCUACUGGACAGUUUUUUGGUGAGGUGAUAUGGGUGAUAGUCACUGUAGCAGAAGGAGGCUUGCUAAGCUUAACUCAACAAAUGGAUGCUUUUCAUCAGUUAGGAUCUCCCCCUAAAACCUCACAUGUAGUAAAUCCCUUUGGUCCAUCGAAUGCUAAAUUUGAAGGCCCUGGUACCAUGGAAACAUCACUUGAUUCCCAAACAACACCUCAUAUAUCCACUACAAUUGGAGAAAACUCAUAUUGUCAUGAAAAUAGUAUAUCUACUGUCAUAGAAAACCAUCAGGAUCUUCAACAACAGUUCCUCAUCUCGCCAAAUGCUACUACACAUAAUUUUGUAAAUACUGACUCAUCCAACGAAGAAAUGAUUUCUUAAGUUGUUAUGUGCUUAAAGAUUCAUGUUUUGCAUUGCCCCUUCAUUGAAUCAAAUACAAAUAUUGAUUGAAAGUUAAAUGUUUUAUCCUUUUCUUGGAAAGAAUUUUAUUCCUUUCAUUCUAUUGAAUCACAUUAAUAUGGUUUAAGUGUUUUCAGUUCUUGAACAUCUCAAUUAUUUUUGGAGUAAUGAAACUGAUUAAAUAUGUAAUGUCUGUACAUUGUUUAUAUGCCAAAAUAAAAAUGCUGUGUGCAAGUUUGCAAUUUGAAAAAAUUUAUUCUAGGUAUAAGUAAAAACUACUAUUUUAAUUUAUGAAAUAGUUAAUUUUUUUGUAUUGUUUAAAUUCUGCUGUAAUUUCUUCAUAAAUUUCUAAAGAGCAUAUAAAUACAUUAUUUAAAACAUAUAAAUUGCUAAGAUAUUUUUUUUUUAUCUAUUCCACUUUAUUUUGAGACUAUAUGUCUCAUGCUAAAAUUUUAUUGUGUGCUAAAUAUUUCAGUUGUUCAUAGGAAAAAAAAAAAAGAAAGAAAAAAAGAAAUUUUGUAAUAAUUCAUAUUGAGAUUUGUUAACAAUUUAUAGGCAAAGAAUCUUUUUCUCAGAUUAGAAUUUUAGAUUACCUAGUUAAUCCUUUUUUCCCCCUUAUUGUAGUUUUAAUGGUGUAAAAUGAAUAUUCUCAAUAUUAUAGCAUUUAAUAUUCUUUGAAAUUGUGUGCAGACAUUAACAUUUUUCAGAAUGAAAGAAUAUUUAAAUUUACGCUUUUAACUUGACCGAAGUAAUACUCAUGUAUCAUAGUGAUUGUGAUCAAAAAAUAUUAUUAAUUUUGAUUAAGGAAUUGUGAUUUUUCCAGCUACUCUGAAUUGUUAAAACAGGUUAAUGAAAUUUUCAUUUCUAAAAUGUGGUUAUCUUACAUUGUUUAUACUACAAGUCGUCAUGGUUCCCAUUGAACUUUAAAAUUGUAGGAAUUCUAUUUUCCAGCAAUAAACAUUUUAAAAAAAAACUUAGAAUUUUAUUUUUCAGAUUAUAUAUUCCUAGACAAUUUGAUGCAAAUUAUUAUCAUUCAGCAAUAUAAAAAAUAUCUAGAAGGAAUUGGGUAGUAGUUGUUUACUUUCUCUCUCUCUCUCUCUUUUUUUAAAUAAAAUCUUUGCAUUUUAAUUUUUCUAACUUAUGAAUAUAACUUUUUUCCUUGGACCUCAUUAGUUUUAUCUACUUGCACUUCUGCUGAAUUAUCUGUGAUUAAAAUGAUCAAAGAUUAAUUUUUUUUAUUUACAGCAUUGUGUUUUUUAAACAUAUUUCUAUAGAUUUUGACUGUUCAAUAUGUUCUUGUUUUGAAAGCAUGACAUGACUUUUCUUUAUUUUGAUAUGUACAUUUUGUGAGGGAACAAUUUGCAUUUUAAAUGCAUCAGUGUCUCAUCAACUUAUCAUAGCCCACUGAUUUUUUCUUAUCCAUCUAGUUGCCUAUUUGGUAACAUAAUUUACAUGAUCUUCAAAGUUGUUAGCCUUGUUUUAUAUUAUAAUAGUUCAUUAUAUUAAGUAUAUGGUAACAAUAAUUAUAACAAUAAAAGAAAAAAAUAUUUCUGCUGAAUGCAAAUUGGAAUCUGUUGGGCAUUUACGCUCAUGUAAAUACAAAAUACCUUUAGUUAAAACAAUUUGACCUAAUUAUAUUCAUAAUUCUGUUGUAAAAAGUAUGGAAUGGGAACCAUGACAGAUUUUAGUUAUUUUUCUUUCUAAGACUCUACUAAAUAGUGAUAUUUUGUAUUUUAUUUUCAAAGCUACUUAAUGUAUUUAUAGCUUUGGGUUCAUAAUAUAUUUAUAAAUUUAGAAUAUUUUUGAUUUCUACAUUAAUUACCCUCUUUUUCCAUCUUUUAAUUUGUUCAAAAUACUAAUAAUUUGUAUUUAUAAUUAUUAAAUUAAUAGCUGCAGAUUUUUAUUUUGAUUCAAUUGAAUUAUUACAAGUUUAUAAAAGCAAUUUGGAAUUAUCUGGAAAAAUUUUAUAUAAUUAUUUACACUAUUAUUGUUUUAUUAGAUUUUAAUUUUAGCAAUAAUUUUGAAUUUGUUUGAAUAUAUUCUUGUUAAUAGAAGCUGAUGAGGAACCACAAUUAUGCUCUUGUCUUUCAAAUGACAGUCAUUUCUUAUAUAUAUAAGGAUAUAUUUGUACAUAUAUCUAAUACUAUAACUAGUGGUGCACAACCAUUUCAAAUUGUAAAAAAUACAUAUAUAUCUGUAAAAUUGAUACUGCAGUGCAAGAUAUGAAGAUUUGAAUGAAUGUUGAAAAUUUGUGAGUAUUACAUCAGUUAUAUAUGUACAUAUUUUUAAAAAAUGUGUGCUUUUUCCUUUAAAAGAAUUAUGUUUGUAUUUUAGAAUUUGUGUUAAGUUUAAGUGAUUUUUUUAUGUUAUGUGGAUACAAUCACCUGAAUUUAAACUAUUAUCCCCCCCCCUAUUUUGUGGUUUAUUUUUUCUUUGGAAAUAUUUUUAUUAAAGAACACUUACUAAUUAAAAAAAAAUAUGUAUAUAGAGAAUUUUCUAUUUUGACAUAUAAGUAUAAAGUGCCAUAUGUAUUUAUAUAAAAUAGUAUGUCAUUUAAACUUUUUAAAAAAUUAACCAUCACAUCGAAGGGUAGAAGGAAUUUCCCAUUUCUAUUUUUUGAAAUUAUUAAAAAAUUUCAGAGUGCAUUAUCAAUUUAUGUGCACAAUACUGUUUAGACAAUGUAACACACUUAAUCCAUUAAUAAUGCAAUUAGUUUCUUUUGUCAGUGUUCUAAAAAUUGAGUAAUUUUUAAUUUUGUGAAGUUUAUAUUUGUCUCCUGUGCAAAUUAUUUUGCAUGUGAUACAUUUUGUAAAAUAUUUAAUAGCUUUUGUAUAUAAUAGAUUAUAUCUUAACUCUUAGCUUCCAUUUUUAUCUCAACUAGCAUAAAAGGUCUUCAUCAUUAUAAAAUGUAAAAAAUUUAAAAAUACACAUAACUGGAUAUAUUUUAUUAUCUUCCAAUGAAAUUUUUUUUCAAUCGUUCGAUAAUUUUUUGAAAUUUUAAAUCCAUGCAUGAAAUACAACAUUCUUAUGAUGCAUUUUACUGGUGCCUUAAUGUGUGACAAAUAAAUUAUAUGUUGAAUGAUAACUUAUUGCAAAAAUAUAGAAAAAAUGUUUUCUUAAGUUCCUAAGUUUAUUAAAAAAAAAUGUCCUUAAUAUUUGAUUAUUAAUUUGGGAGAGGUUGUUUUAUGUUGUGAACUUUAGCCAUGUAACAAACUACAUUAGAAAAAAAGUAAUUACUUCAUUUUUUUGUUUUGUGAAGUGCUUGUAUCAAAUUUCUUUUCUGAUGAAGCAAUUUUAUUUGUUUGAUCUCUUAAAGUUAGAUGUGGUUGUGCCCACAGUUGUGUAUUUUUAAAAUUUGCAUACAAGCAUGAAUGAGUCAUAUGUCAAACUGUAAAAAUAUUCCAUCAGCUCGCCUAUAGAAGAGUGCUUGAAAGCUGAUGAAUUUUUUAAUGCAACUUCUAAAUGAUGACAAGUGGAAUUUUUUAUGUGAUUUUAUUUUUUGUGUGAAGUUUUUAUUAGUACAAAUAUUAGUGCUUGAUAAUAGAUGUGCUUGAAUUUCAGUAUGCAGAAAGUAUUUCGUGAAGGAUAAGUUCCCAAAUGGCAUUCAGUAUUUUCCCUUGUAAUUGUUUUUCCUAAAUAUGUGGAUAAGCGUUGUUGGAUUUUUUUUUUUUGGUUCCUUAAUAACUGAAGUUGAAAUGUAGAUUUUGCUUUACCACCAUUUAACGAUUAAUCAUCUCUAAACAAUCAUGUUUUGUAGAGUUUUAGUAAUUUAACAACUUUUAAACUGCCUUUCCCUUAGUAAAAAACUGUUAAAGCUAUUUCUGUGAGCAACAGAACUGAUUUUCCAUGUUUUAUGUUAGAUUUUAAAAGUUAUGACUUUUGAAACUGUUCAUUUGUAGCUCUAUUAAACUUGAAAAUUGUAUUGAAAGUGUCAUGUACUUUUUUUUUAAUCUCCUAAUUUUGGAUCUGUUGGAAACCUUGGGAUUCCAACUUACCAGAUAAUAUUUCAUUAUAAAGAUUUUUGUUACAAAUUUCAUAUUUUUGAAUCCAUCUUAGUAAAGUUUAAGAAUAUCUGAUUAAAAUGUAUCAAUUUCUUUUCUAAUCUUAUUUUAAUUCCCUUCUUAUUUGGAUAUUUUUUUUAAAAAUCCAUUGAUAAUAAUUUCACUCUCUUUUAGGUAUCAAAAUAAACCUUUAAGAAGGGAAAUUAAUGAUGUUUUGAUUUCAGUUUAGUUAUAAUUAAACUUUUAAAAAUCCAAUCCCUACCUCACAGAUGCCUGUGUCUAAAGUUAUUAGUUUUUAUUCCUCUUUCUUUAUUUAUUUUUAUACACAGAUUUUUAAUUGUAUGACAUUACAUUUGCUUAGUACAAAAUGGAUUUAAUAUAGUCAGCGAAAUUUCAUCUAAAAUUAUGAAUGAUGAUCUGAAAUUGCACAUAGGAUUCUUCUCCGGAUUUCACUUUGUUCUCUAGUUCUAAGUACAUAUGUUCACUAUGUUCAAAAAUAUAAUCUUAAUCAAAUGUUAAAGACAUUUUGGGAAAAAUUUGGGGGAUGCUUUUGAAAUAUACCAAAAUAAAUACAUUUUAGAUAUUUAAGUUUAAGAUUGACAUUAUGGAAAAUAAAAAAAAAUAUUUAUAAUCUGUAAGAUAGUCUUGUCUAAUGUGAGGUUUAUAAGAAUUAUAUUUAAUGAAAGAUUAAGUAUGUAACAUUAAUUGGAAAUAAUUAUUCAAUCAUAAUUUUUUUUUUU
Molecule: messenger RNA, 5771 nt
Organism: Argiope bruennichi
Lineage: Eukaryota; Metazoa; Arthropoda; Arachnida; Araneae; Araneidae
Product: protein ILRUN-like
Exons: 6
Coding region: 152-1012 (286 amino acids)
Biological process (GO): macroautophagy
Cellular component (GO): phagophore assembly site
Molecular function (GO): ubiquitin binding
Source: RefSeq, a predicted model, not a curated record